Cucurbita maxima (winter squash) is the source of this 1613-nucleotide messenger RNA. RefSeq lists its product as uncharacterized. The record is from RefSeq and is a predicted model, not a curated record. The transcript has 7 exons. The coding region runs from base 169 to 1449 and encodes 426 amino acids. Lineage: Eukaryota; Viridiplantae; Streptophyta; Magnoliopsida; Cucurbitales; Cucurbitaceae.
CUUCAUUAAAUUCCUCAACCCCCUCCCUCCUCUCUUUCUUCUUCUUCUUCUUUCCCUUCCCUUUCCUUCUAUUUUAUCUGAAUCCAAUGCAGGCAAUCAUGAUCUUGAUGUUGAAACUCCAUUAAUGUUCUUCGUGUUCUUCGUGUUCUUCGUGUUCGAAGAACCCUAAUGGAUCAUCUUCUUCCUUUUGCUUUGUUCUUCUCUCUUUUUCUUCUUCUUAUUCAAAGAUUCCCUCUGGUUUGUGGCCUCAAUUUUAGUUCUAAACAAGUUAGCAGCUUGAGAUUGGACAGGAUUCAAAGGCAUUUGGACACCAUUAACAAGCCUCCUCUUCUCACCAUUCAGAGCCCAGAUGGUGAUAUUAUAGAUUGUGUUCAUAAAAGAAAACAGCCUGCUUUGGAUCAUCCUCUCUUGAAGAACCACAAGAUUCAGAGAGGGCCAACAGAGUGGCCAAAAGGGAAGAAGGUGAAAGAGAAUGAAGAAGAUGUGAGGGAUGGGAGGGCAGGAUCAGGUGCGGGAGGUCCAUUUCAAACUUGGCGUGUGAACGGGACACGGUGUCCGAAAGGGAGUAUUCCAGUGCGACGCAGCACAGUAAACGACGUGCUAAGAGCCAAGUCAAUUUUUGACUACGGGAAGAAAAAACGACCGAUACUCCUUGAUCGACAAAUCGACGCUCCUGAUGUAGUCAGUGGGAAUGGUCACGAGCAUGCGAUCGCAUACACGGAAUCAUCAGAGAUGUACGGCGCGAAGGCAACAAUAAACGUGUGGGACCCGUCUAUUCAAGUGGUCAACGAGUUUAGCCUCUCUCAGGUUUGGAUCAUCUCGGGAUCAUUCGACGGCUCUGAUCUCAACAGCAUAGAAGCUGGUUGGCAGGUCAGUCCGGAGCUUUAUGGUGACAGCAGACCUAGAUUAUUCACGUAUUGGACGAGCGAUGCAUAUCAGGCAACCGGUUGCUAUAACCUGUUAUGUUCUGGAUUUGUACAAACAAACAACAAAAUCGCCAUCGGAGCCGCCAUUUCUCCGGUUUCUUCUUUUUCCGGCAGCCAAUAUGACAUUACCAUUCUCAUUUGGAAGGAUCCGAAAUUGGGAAGCUGGUGGAUGGGAUUUGGGGACAACACACUGGUCGGGUACUGGCCGGCGGAGCUGUUCACUCACCUGGGCGACCAUGCCACCAUGGUCGAGUGGGGUGGCGAGGUGGUCAACUCAAGGGCCAAUGGGCAGCACACUUCAACCCAAAUGGGCUCCGGCCAUUUCCCCGACGAUGGCUUUGGCAAAGCUAGCUACUUUCGAAACCUCGAGAUUGUUGAUAGCGACAACAGCCUCAGCGACGUUCAAGACAUCUCGAUCAUGGCUGAAAAUACCAAUUGUUAUAAUAUCAUGAGCUCGUAUAAUGACCAAUGGGGCACUCACUUCUACUACGGUGGUCCUGGUAGAAACCCCAAAUGUCAUUGAUCAUAUCAACCUCCAUAUCGCUCACUUCUGCAAUUAUUACGAUUUUUAUCUCAAAAUUUGACAGGGUGAAUCGAUUUUUAUCCUAAACUUUCAGUUUCAUGCAUUGAUGAAAUCGAAAGUUAUUAGUCGGAUGAAAUUGAAAAUUUAAGAUAAAAAUUGAUUCA